Messenger RNA from Helicoverpa zea (corn earworm), 1451 nucleotides. RefSeq lists its product as uncharacterized. Lineage: Eukaryota; Metazoa; Arthropoda; Insecta; Lepidoptera; Noctuidae. The record is from RefSeq and is a predicted model, not a curated record. The transcript has 4 exons. The coding region runs from base 887 to 1321 and encodes 144 amino acids.
UCAAAUUGUGGGCGAACCGCCUCGGUCAAGUAACUUCACUGAACAGAUUGAAAAACUUUUUAUUUCCGAUACUGAACAGUACCUAAGUUAGUUUUUUUUAAAACUUGCCAAGCAAUAUUCUGCUGUACGAAUUUGAGCUUUAAUAUUUUUACAUUCUGUCCGUUUUUGAUGUUUAGUUUCGCGAAAGUUGUUGAAAGCAAAAAAGUCAAAAUUUUUCAAACAAACAGCUAUUAUCCGACAUUGCAGAAGUUGGGAUCAGCUAUGUUGGAAUUGGCGCGUCGAGCGUGGCUUUAAGCGCCAGAUGCCUGGGAUACUUUUUGAAAAAUUGUUCAUUCGUUCUUUCAAGCAGACGGUGUUGAAAUCAACUUUAUUUUUAGUAACUGCCUAUAAAACCAUUCAUUUUAUGUAUAAGGCCAUUACGAUUUUAUUUGUCAUCUUACGCAAUUUAAGGAAAAAGAUUCUGAGAGAAAACAAAGAAGGCGUUAUGCCAUUUUCUGUUGUUAAAUUAUCGAAGUACCGUUUAAAAGAGAAUUUUGUAAUAUUUCUUUACUUUAGUACUCAUACACCUUUUGAACUAUAGUAAAAUCAAAUUCCAUAUAAAUGAAUAACGUUCGGCACUAAACAUUCUCACUGAAUAGCAACAAACCGUCUGCGUGCCUAUACAUAAUCUUUAGAGGAAAUUAAACAACAAACUCGUUGAGGCAGUGCAGCGAGACCACUUUCCUCCAGCCACAUAGCACGCUCCAAUUUAGGUGGCCAUGCCUAUUAACUGCACACCAUACGGCCCACUAACCUACCAAACAUGGUAGUGUUAUACCAAAGACUUGGUAAGUACCGUGGCUAUGCAGAGAAAUGGCAUUUUCGAAUUUAAUCAGCGCGGGAAGGAAUGCCCAGGCUGAUCAUCCUAUUGGCGUUACUAGUAGGAGUGUUAUACAGUCUUCAUCUCCUGGUCCAAGACUACCAAGCACUGACAGCUGCCUCCAAGCUGCUUCGAUUUCUCUUCAAAAGAGAUUUGAGCUCACAGAAUACCGUUAAGCCUGCCGUGCGAUGGAAGAGAAUAUUGCUAUGCGACCCGAUACAAUGCGCGAGGUACUUCUAUUGUGAACUGGGGGCGCAGCGCAACAACGAGGUGCUACAGGGCUUCGUUUAUAUGCUGACUUUAGAGCCUACGGAAAACGACAGCUCGGCCCAUGCGGUCUUCAAAGAAGCUUACGAACACGGGUUAAUGAACCCAACAAAGUGCAAAGAAAAAUACUCUAUGUGCCCCUUCAACGCCUCUCUACUAUUCGAGUUGAUACGAUAUUUAUUACGUCACCCAUAAGUUAAUUUUAGUCACAGAUAACGUAGAAUAAAUUGUAGUAAUUUAACACGUUUUUUUAUCUUAAAGAAUGAGCAAAUUGCUUUGAGUUUAUCUUCAUUAUGUGAAUACAUUAUUUUUUGGUGAAUAAAAA